AUGAAUUUAUCGCCUUUCAUUUUUCUCGGUCUGGCUCUCGUUUGCAGCGAUAUCUUGAUGAUGCUGAAAUGUGGUUAUCCGUGCGAUCGAACAUUCAAAGACCAACGAGGGCUGAACAGGCACCGGUACUCUUGUCCGAUAUAUGAAGACUUGCAAGUUAACGCAGUCACAAGGCGAAGGUCUCAGGCAAAAAAAUCAAGAAUUAGACUAUCUACUCCUCACAGAGAGCAAACCCAGGCUGUGAUUGCUAACGAUGGUGCCUCUGACCAGGUGCAAGUGGACUGUGAUGUGCGGGCAAGUUAUGAGAACAAUGACCGGGUGAUGUACAACCUCGAGAGACCUGGGGAUUUUGAUAUCCAGAUGGGAUCACCUCCCGCAUCUCCGACUACAGUUCAUACUACUUUGCAAUGCGAUACUCAAGAUAUAUCUCAGACAUCACCACUGGAGGUUUCCGCGGUAGACCCUACUUGUCUUUCAUCUACGCAUGUCGGCCAGUUGUCGCAGAUCGAAAGUCUUGAGCAAUGUGAUCGUAAUCCUGAUAGAUGCCCAGAUUACAUUCCCGAAAAGACGGUCCCGAUCGCAACAGAAGCGUCAACAGCUCGCAGAGUCAUGCUAUAUGUUCGAGACUCUUUUCGGACUGCUGUCAAUACAUUCGGUCUUGGUCGAGACUACAAUAGCAGGCCAUCUUAUGAUCCCGAGCACGACAUACGUCCUGAGGAUCUCUGGCAGGUGAAGUAUCGAAACGUAAUGGCAAGUAUCAACGCUAUACAGGAGACACGAACCGGAGAGGAUACUAAACCUCCGUGGCCAUAUCCUAACAUGACGGUCUACCGACUCAUGAAAUGGAUGAUUACAGGACAUAACAGGAAAUCUGAAAAGGAAAUUAUGCGCCUUGCCAGGGAAGUCAUUAACGCACCAGACUUUAAAGCUGACGAUCUAAAAGGAUUCGAUGCACAUCGCGCAAACCGGAUUCUCGACCAGUCAGAAAACAGGGACCCUGCAACAGGCGAUGGAUGGAAAGAAUGCAAUAUCAACAUAUGUGUACCUACAAGAGUUAUGAACCCCAAGGGAAAUGGAAAGAUUUUCGCCAUCCCUCACUUCAGAUAUCGGCCUUUAGUAUCGGUCAUCAAGUCCGCAUUCUCUGACGUAUCAGCAAAAUCCUUCCACCUCUUCCCAUUUAAACGGAUCUGGCAACCUCCCUUCAGUGGCUCCAAACAACGCGUUCACGAUGAGCUCUACACGUCUGACUCUUGGAUUCAAGCACAAGAAGCCCUUAAUAAACAGCCUCCAGAGCCCGGCUGCAAGUUAGAGCGGGUCAUAGCAGCGCUCAUGUUCUGGUCGGAUGCAACACGUCUAACCUCUUUUGGAUCAGUCGGAGCUUGGCCUGUGUAUAUGUACUUUGGGAAUCUAUCUAAGUAUGUUCGUGCAAAACCAACAUCGGGGGCGUGUCACCAUGUAGCUUACAUACCUUCACUUCCAGACAACAUUCAAGAAUUUAUUGCCUCUUUCAUCACUCAAGCACGAAGACCGGCUGCCCUUCUGGCGCAUUGCCGUCGCGAAUUGAUGCACGAGGUAUGGAGGAUACUAUUGGACGAGGAGUUUCUCCAUGCAUAUAAACACGGCAUUGUUAUUCGGUGUUUUGAUGGGAUCAUUAGAAGGGUAUUCCCCAGGUUUUUCACCUAUUCGGCAGAUUACCCGGAGAAAACUCUUCUCGCAACAAUCAGAGAUAUGGGAGAGUGCGGUUGUCCUCGAUGCCUUACACCGAAAACAAGUUUCGAUCAGGUGGGCUUCUCUUGGGACUCCCAGGGGCGUCUCGAAGGAAUUCGUCGUUAUAUGGCCGGAAAAAUAUUGCUCGCGCGGGAUUUCCUGUAUAAACAAGGUACACCAAUCAAGGCCAGAGCGGUUGAAACUAUGCUGAAACCAGAAUCUCUGGUACCUACUAUCAAUGCUUUUUCUGAGAGGCUAGGCCCCCUUGGUUUCGAUGUUCAUAGCAUGCUUGUGGUCGACAUGAUGCAUGAAUUUGAGCUUGGGGUGUGGGAAUCUGUAUUUACUCACCUGAUUCGUUUGUUGACCGCGGUUGGGCAUACGAUGGUAGCAGAACUGGAUUCCAGGUUUCGUCAAAUGCCUACAUUCGGCCAAGGUGCCAUUCGCGGCUUUUCAUCAAACGUAUCCGAAAUGAAAAACUUAGCUGCACGUAACUUUGAAGACAUAUUGCAGUGUUCCAUGCCAGCAUUCAAACAUCUCCUGCCAGAACCACACGACGAGCUCGUUCAGACACUCUUGUUUCGUUUGGCGGAAUGGCACGCACUUGCCAAGCUGCGUCUACAUACUGAUGAGACCCUCGUUUAUCUGCAACAUGCGCUCAAGGUUAUUUCUAGGUUGCUUCGGCACUUUCGAGAUGUGACGUCCAAUGCCUUCAAGACAACAGAGCUUCCACGUGAGACAUCUGCGCGAAUGCGUAGAAAACAAGCAAAAUCAUCGAAGGGACACAGUUCAAGUACGAAGAAGACAAAGCAGGGCAGAGCCAACAAGGGGAGGAGCCGUGCUGAAGAGAAUGACCACGAGAAGGUCGAAGGAGAUGAGGAAUCCAGUUCUAGCGAGAAAAAAAUGAGCUUGCAUACGUAUAAGUUCCAUUCUCUCGGAGACUACGCCAGGGCCAUACGUCUAUUCGGCACGACGGACUCCUAUAGCACACAGAUAGGUGAACUCGCUCAUCGUCUAGUCAAAAAGUUGUAUGAUCGUACGAACAAAACUCAACUCCUCAAGUCUUUAUCAGUCCAAGAACGCCGCUAUAACAGAAUGUCCCGAAAUGAAGAACCUGUCACAGAUACGUCCAUGUCGCAGCAAGAUGAUUCGGACUCGGAUCUCGAUGAGUCUGACGAACGCAACAGUCUACCUAUUGAACUACAUCACUAUAUUUCAGCGUCUCAGCGUAACUCUCAAGAUCUGCAUGGAUUUUUGCGGAACUUUGCAGAAGAUGAUCCUGCUAUCAUGGAUCACUUGCUAGGCCGUCUAUUGAAUUUUCGAUAUGAUGGUGAUGAAUUCAAGUUUUCUCCUGAACAGCGGAAUAACUUGCGGAUACUCGACAAUCGCAUAUAUUCAGUCAAGACUAUGCGAGUUCAUUAUACGACUUACGAUGUUCGGAGGGAUUACGACACAAUCAACAUUAGCAACAACUCGGACGUGAUGGUACUAUCUCGCGAGAAGGACCAAUAUGCCCAUCCUUAUUGGUACGCGCGUGUGUUAGGUGUGUUCCAUGCUCGCGUCCUUCAUACAGGUCCAGAGGCCGCCAAUCGAUCAGUGCAAAACGUAGAGUUCCUUUUUGUCCGGUGGUUCGGUGGUGUCCCCAACCACCGAUCUGGCUUUAAGGUAGCCCGUCUACCCAAAAUCGGCUUUGUUCGACAAAACGACAGGCGCGUCGCACCAUUCGGCUUCCUCAAUCCUUCCGUGGUAGUGCGUGCAUGUCACCUAAUUCCGGCUUUUGUAGAUGGCCGCACGUCGUCCUUACUUAGAGAAGGACCUUCAGCUGGUCGGGUACAUGGAGAGGUCGAUGACUGGACUGCCUACUAUGUUAAUAUAUUUUCUGACAGGGAUAUGUUUAUGCGGUAUCGAGGGAAUGGUGUUGGGCACAUGGGCAACUUCGUCAAGCACCAUCCCUCUGGAGCUUAUGGACCUCAAGAAGAACUUCCAGAUGUGCACGAAAAUGAUGAGGAAGAGCGCAUAUACCAUGAUCAAAACUAUUAUAGGGAGACUAUUGAAGAGGGCACGGACAAAGAUGGUGGAGGCCAGAAUGGUGAUGACAACGAGGACGAGGAUGACGACGAGGAUAAUGAGGACGGGGACGGGGACGAGAACGAAGAGGAUGAUGUUGGCUUUGACGAUUUGUGA
Messenger RNA from Serpula lacrymans var. lacrymans S7.9, 3888 nucleotides. RefSeq lists its product as uncharacterized. The record is from RefSeq and is a predicted model, not a curated record. The coding region runs from base 1 to 3888 and encodes 1295 amino acids. The transcript has 10 exons. NCBI's taxonomy places the organism in Eukaryota, Fungi, Basidiomycota, Agaricomycetes, Boletales, Serpulaceae.